CGCAGUGCAAGGAAAUAUUAUGUACUGAAUUCAUUGAAUUUUCUAAUAAAUUCUUUCUAUUGUUCAUUUGUAUUCUAAUUGCCCGAAAUUUAACAUAGCUAAUACAUACAAAUAUUUAAUUUAAAUAUAUUCAUAAUGGAAUUAUAGUGUGCUUGUCUCUUCGAUGUGAAAUUAUGAACGAAAUAUUAUUGUGAAGUGUUAUGGAAAGCGAUAGUCAUGAAAUAUCUGUGUGUAAUUAUUGUUUUAUGCUUUUCUUCGUGUGAAAGUCAAUCGCCCGCCUCAGAAAAAGUGGAUUCUCCCUCACUGACAAAGGGAAAUUCGUUAUCCGAACAGAAAUGGAAUAUAAAACUCGACGUAAAUUUUUUUAAAAAUUUCCCAUCGGUAAUAAGAAAAUCUCUUGGCAGUAAUGCUCGUUUGAAGUGCGAGGUUAUAGUGAAUUUCACAAAAGUUGAAAGAUACAUAAAAAACAAGGAAGGCGUUGAGACUAUUCUGAAAGAAUCACCUCCUGAACACAUUCAACAAGCAUUGAUGAAAAAUGUCAAAAUUCAUUGGCUCAAAGACAAUAAACAGGUAACAGAUUCGGGAAGAUUAAAUAUUUCGUCGAGUGUUAACAUUAACAAUAGUACAAUAGCAGUUAGCUUACUCAUUAAAGAUAUUCAAAAUGAUGAUAAAGGAAAUUACUCAUGUGUUAUCAAGCAAAAUGAUAAGAGGCAGACAACUGUGUUGAAAGUUGUGAAAGAUAAAGAUGCAUUGAAGAAGUAUGAGAUACCGACAUACACACCAUUGUUUCCAGAGUCUGAUAACAACGAAUUGGAGAUGACUGUGCAAACUACAUCUGACAUCGCAUUGGAGAGCAUGAGAUCUCAAACAACUAACCAUAGAGAACCAGAGAACAAAUUGAAAGCCUCCCAGAAGUUGCAACCCAUCUGUCAGGAGUACGUUGGUGCUGUCUGUGACUCAUACUUGAGGGGCCAGUUUGUUUACAUCCCUUACGAAACAACUCAAGCAUCGCUUGAAGACAAGUUGGGUAAAGCUUUAAGAGUCACACAGUAUUCCAAUGAUAUUAGCUCUAAUUGCGAAGGGUAUGCCUUACCUAGUCUCUGUUAUUCAACCUUCCCUAUCUGUAGAGACCCAAUUGUGACUAAUGAUAACUUCUACAAAGAAGCUAAACAGAUUCUAGAACUACUUUCAUCCUCAGAUGAUGAACCCAAAAUAGAAUUUGAUAAUUUGCCUCAAGGAAUAGUUCCUCUUCCAAAUAGUAGAUUAAGUAAAAAUGUUACUAUUGAAAUGUUGAAUUAUCGCCACAACUCAACAGUAUUACGGAGAGUGUGUAAACAAGACUGUGAGAUACUGGAAAAUGAACUGUGUCAAACUGAGUAUGCCAUAGCGAAAAGACAUCCUCAUAUUGGCCAGCAGCUGGAUCUAGAAGAGUGUCAUAAUUUACCAGAAAAUGAUCCUGAUUGUCUCAAAAUUGGUAUAGGAGCUGUGAUGGUUUCGGAUGAUGAAUGUUACUGGGAGAACGGCAGUGGUUACCUCGGCCGAGUGAGUGUAGCGGACAAUGGCAUGGCCUGCAUUCCUUGGUCUAAACAAAUGCAUGUGAAAUUAUCUGACCACCCUGAGCUAGCGGGACGACACAGCUACUGCCGUAACCCUGGCGGCACAGCAUCGCAACCCUGGUGUUUUGUAGAAAGAGACGGCAAAGCCGAAAGACAACUUUGUGACAUCCACAAAUGUGCUCAUAAAAUAUGGAUUUACAUUGUCGUAGUGUUCUUCUUGCUAACACUGUCUAUCGUCGGGUUCAUCAUCUGCAUAUGUUACAAGCACAAAAAUAAAAAUAAUGCGGCCGCAAUCAGAGACAUAAAUUUACCAAAUGCUGAUAAAAAUAUUUAUGGAAACUCUCGAUUGAACUCGCCCAUAGAAAUGAAUGAAUUGUUGACCAACCAAAACAUGAGCAACCAACCUCACCUCACUAGGAAUACUCGUGGUAACGGUGUUCUGAGAAUACCCCAAUAUUCUCUAUCACAGAUAAAGUUCUUGGAAGAACUUGGUGAAGGUGCCUUUGGUAAGGUUUACAAAGGUGCUAUAAAGAAGAAUGGUGAAACGCAGUAUGUGGCUGUGAAGGCAUUGAAAGAGAAUGCUUCGGCUAAAACCCAAGCAGAUUUUAGGAGAGAGAUUGAUUUGAUUUCGGAGUUGACUCAUGAGAAUAUUGUGUGUAUUGUGGGUGUGGCUUUGAGAGAGGAGCCAUUGUGUAUGCUGUUUGAGUUCAUGGCUCGUGGGGAUUUGCACGAGUUUCUGAUGGGCCGGGCGCCGCCCUCGGGGAAAGGACUGCCGCCCAUGCGUCUGUUGAACAUAGCGAGUAACAUCGCAUCAGGAAUGCAGUAUCUUGCGUCUCAUCAUUAUGUACAUAGAGAUUUAGCAGCUAGGAAUUGCCUGGUCUCCGACGACUUUGUUGUGAAAAUUUCCGAUUUUGGCCUUUCAAGAGAUAUUUAUAGUUCUGAUUACUACAGAGUUCAAUCAAAAAGCUUGCUGCCCGUGAGAUGGAUGCCUCCUGAAUCCAUUCUCUAUGGCAAAUUCACGACGGAGAGUGACAUCUGGUCGUAUGGAGUGGUCCUGUGGGAAAUUUAUAGUUAUGGUCUACAACCUUAUUAUGGGUUCAGCAAUCAGGAAGUAAUAGCGAUGGUCCGCGGGGGCUCCCUGCUGGCGGCGCCGGCGGGCUGCCCGGCGCCGCUGUACGCGCUCAUGCGGGGCUGCUGGGCCGCCGCGCCGCAGCGGAGGCCCAACUUCCAGGAGAUCUGUACCAGAAUCGAGGAGUGGAUCCAAACGGGCGGAUGUCCGGAGGCGGCGGAGUGCGCUCGCGAGCCAGAGCGCGCGCCGCUGCUUGCGCACGCGUCGUCUUCUAACGGCUCGUUGCACACCAACAGCCUCAAGAAAUUCAGCACGGCCAGCUCCAGCCUCAGGGUCUCCGACGACGCCCGUUCCACUUGCAGCGACGUGCCCCCCCUCGCCCCGAAAACAAAGAAACAUAGCGCCGCCUCCCUCAUAGACGACAGGGUGGGCAGAGAUACGGUCGUGAGGAUACCCAAUACCAAUUUUGGCAAUGAGAUUUAACAUAUUAAUAGAUUUGUUAAGUAAAGAACACCCCCCCCCCCCUUACAUUCGCCCUUAAAAUUAAAAAACAACGCCGCCUCCCCCUUAGGGUGGGCAGAGAUACGGUCGUGAGGGUACCCAAUACCAAUUUUGGCAAUGAGGAUUUAACAUAUUAAUAGAUUUGUUAAGUAAAGAACACCCCCCUUAAUAAACCCCCUCUACAUUCGCCCUUAAAAUUAAAAAAACAACGCGGCCCCCCCCCCCGUUAGGAUGGGCAGAGAUACGGUCGUGAGGAUACCCAAUGCCAAUUUUGGCAAUGAGAUUUAACAUAUUAAGAGAUUUGUUAAGUAAAGAACACCCCCCCCCCCCUUACAUUCGCCCUUAAAAUUAAAAAACAACGCCGCCUCCCCCUUAGGGUGGGCAGAGAUACGGUCGUGAGGAUACCCAAUACCAAUUUUGGCAAUGAGAUUUAACAUAUUAAUAGAUUUGUUAAGUAAAGAACACCCCCCUUAAUAAACCCCCUCUACAUUCGCCCUUAAAACUAAAAAACAACGCCGCCUCUCUCUUAGGGUGGGCAGAGAUACGGUCGUGAGGAUACCCAAUGCCAAUUUUGGCAAUGAGAUUUAACAUAUUAAUAGAUUUGUUAAGUAAAGAACACCCCCCCCUUAAUAAACCCCCUCUACAUUCGCCCUUAAAACUUAAAAAACAAUGCCGCCUCCCUCUUAGGGUGGGCAUAGAUACGGUCGUGAGGAUACCCAGUACCAAUUUUGGGAAUGAAAUAAUAGAUUUGUUAAGUAAAGAACCCCUCCUUAAAAGACCCCCUUUUUCACACUCACCCCCAAAACUGAAAAUACAUAGCGCCGACUACCUCAUAGACAGGGUGGGCAGAUACUGUUGUGAGGAUAUCCAAUGACCUAAUCUUAAUAGAUUUGUUAAGACCCCUUUCUAAAUAACAAAUACAUUGUAAUUUUUAUAAAUAAUUAAAUUUAUACAUUUUUAAGUCGCCACGUCACGGAUCGGUGUAGUUAAAAUCUUAGCCAAUAUGGGAUAAGUUGUAGCUUUUUAUAAUAAUUUAUUAAAUGUACAUUUGAUCUUUAGUAGUUAUUUGGUUAAAAAGUUAAGAACGUCGUUUUCAGAAUAUCAGUGGGUUGAAAUAUUGUUUGUACAGUCCACUGCAGAGAAACCUGACCUCUUUGCACAGGUCUGCAGUUGACUGUAUCAUGUUUCACAUAAGAAAGUAGAGAAUACUACCUUGAUGUAGUGGUUUAUUUUACUAUUUCCCCCGUCGUAUAGCGGAGGUCAAAAAGUCCAUUCGUUCUUAAAUCAAUUUUUCAUAAUAUUAUCCUUUCUAGCGUUUCUUUUGUUGUAAAUAACUAAAAUGUAAGUAAAAUAAGUAAAAUGAUAAAUAUCCACAAACCUUUGGAAAAUUUGUAUUUGGACUUUUUGCUGCGACUAAAUCAGACAUAGAUAAAGGCUGAUUUAAAAAAAUCCGUCUAUUUAUAUGGACUUGGCACAUAGUAAUUUAGGUCAAGCAAAUAUCAGCACUUAUCAUUAUGUAUGUUAGGUAAAGAAAUUAUAUACAAUUUUUUAGUAACGCCUUUACAUAGUUCUUUUGUAAAAUAAAAAAAAACCCUACGUUCGAAAUUUUAAAUGCGAAAUUUUAUUUUCAGUAUGUCAGUGAAAAUGUCGCAGCGCGAAUUUCUUAGUCUAUGGUACUCUCCUGUUCCUCAUUGUGUAAUUUUUUUUUACAUAAGUUUACAAUUUAUUAUACAAACUAGCUUUAAUCCUAUUUGUAAAUGUACUUAAUGUAAGUAAUUUGUACGGUGUUAUUGUUUGUGUGUGUAUUCGACGACAUAAACUUUCGUUAAAAUAUUUUUUUUUCGUAAUUUUGAUAUAAUUGUCAGAAACUAGCCACGUGCAGAACUAGUUUAGUUUAUUUUCUUUUAAUGUAGUUUUAAGUCAACGAAAUUAUUGAAUAUAAAAACAAUCAAACAUUUUCGAUGAGUACAUUAUAUUUCAUUUUAUACUUUUAUACGAAGUACCAAAUUUUUAUUUUUUAAGUAUCCAAAACUAACUAUAAAUAAAACAAAAACCUGUACUAUUAAUUAAAGAAUUUUUGUUUAUGCUACGUAUUUGAGGCAAUAGAAUAUUAUGUAAGAACUGUUACAUAAAUUAUUUUAAUUAUGUUAAAGUACCUAUAUUAUUCCGUUUAGUUCUAAGUUUAAUUUAAAUAUUUAUUGUAUUGCUCGUUAGGAUUAAGCAACCAGCAGACAUUUUGUGUAUUAUACUUAGAUAAUUUAAAAGAAAAUUUAUUUUAAUUGUUUUGUAAAACGCAUUUACA
This is a messenger RNA of Amyelois transitella, 5428 nucleotides long. It is a transcript of the gene Ror, whose product is annotated as tyrosine-protein kinase transmembrane receptor Ror. Bases 217 to 3108 code for a protein of 963 amino acids. Gene Ontology annotation, cellular component: signaling receptor complex; membrane. The record is from RefSeq and is a predicted model, not a curated record. Gene Ontology annotation, molecular function: transmembrane receptor protein tyrosine kinase activity; ATP binding; protein binding. The transcript is spliced from 5 exons. Gene Ontology annotation, biological process: positive regulation of kinase activity; cell surface receptor protein tyrosine kinase signaling pathway; multicellular organism development. Lineage: Eukaryota; Metazoa; Arthropoda; Insecta; Lepidoptera; Pyralidae.